This is a messenger RNA of Rotaria sp. Silwood1, 2315 nucleotides long. Lineage: Eukaryota; Metazoa; Rotifera; Eurotatoria; Philodinida; Philodinidae. The record is from the annotation of a GenBank genome assembly.
CCUAUAUUUUCAUAUUAUAUAUAAAGUUGAGUCAAUCGUUUUGCUUAGAAACCAUUCAUAAAGGACAUCCACUAAAAUCGAUCUUUUUUAGACUCUUUCUUCUCCCUUGUUCGCUUUCGACAGACCCACCCUUCUUCGCUCUGGAUGUCUGGUAGAAUUUUUUUAUUUUCAAAGAAAUAGUAUAAAGUGAGCGAAAAAAAAAAUGAAAUAACUUAAUUCCAUUUCAAUCAUUUGUUUUAUUUUUUGAUCAAAAAUUUCAAUUAAAAACACUAUUAAAUCAUAGAUAAUCACAGAAAAAUAUCUUUUUCUAUAGUAGAUAACCACAAAAUGAUGAAAGACUAAAGAAAAAGCGUUUCAGUUUUAUCUCAUUGAUCAUCACAGAGUUCUCAUUCUUCAAGAAAUUCACUAGUUGUACAUGCUUGAUAAUUUUCAAUAAAUCUAACUAAUUGCAUUGGAUGGGAUACUAACUCUUGUGGCAACAAGCAUAGAAUGGUAAAAAAUUAAAUAAACAAAAUCAAUAUGCACUCAAUAAAUAAUGAUAGCAAAGAUCUUCUUAGUUGUCAAACUAAAUUAAUGAAAUGCACUUCGAUAACUUUCCACUCAUAAAAGUGACAUUAUCAACCAAAAUUUACAUUCGUCACUUUUACACGGUUGAGAUAAGUCGCAUCUUAUUUUCUUCGGUUACGUACAUUUCUUUGUUUAACUCGUCAAUUUUAUCUUUGUCAUUAAUUAAUUAUUUCGCACAAUUUUCAAAUUAUUUUUGGAAAUAUUAAUUAAGGUAAUCAUCUCCAGGUGGUUUUACAUUAGGUUUUAUCUUAAUUAUGCCUCCAAAAAAAGGAGGAACAGGUGCAAAUAGACAAAGGUAAAAUAGCAUCAAUUCUAUUAAUGCACAACAAGGUCAAACAGCAGUAGCUGAUGUUGGAGGAACAAUGGCGAUGAGUCAUAGUCCAAGAACAAAGGCUUCUGCAGUAACAAAGGCUUUUGUAGGAACAAAGGCAAGCCUGAAAAAGCAAUCAAAUUUUAGCAUAGCUCCUCUAAUUCUAGAGGGCGUAAAGCUAAAUAAAUUGCAACUAAAUGAUAUUAUAAAACUGCACUUAAAGGACUUACGAAUUUCUGAUAUUCAGCUAAGUCGAUCUGGAAUUUUUACAAUAUAUGUAAUCGAUGUCAACUCGUUUAAUCGUCUGUUAAAUGAGCUGACACCAAUCCUUGCAACAAAUGGACAGGCUACAGCCAAAAUAUAUGUGCCCCGAUCCAUUCAACGUAUCGAAGAUACAGAAAAAGUCGCGUUUGUUAAAAACGUCGACGUAGAAAUUCCUGAAAGUCGAAUAAUUGAAGCAUUAAAGGAGGCUGACUUUGAUGCUAUUGAUGUUGUUCGACUAAUGAACAAAACUAAAAACGUUCAUACAAAAACAGUCAAAAUUACAUUCGUUGAUCCACAAAAUCGAAAUACAUUCGUCCAUACUGGUCUACAAGUGGAUUCAAUGCAUUUUAUAGCUGAAACAGCAAACCAUAACACCAAGCCAGUACAAUGCUAUUUAUGCCUUAAAUACAAUCAUGUAGCAAAGUACUGCAAAUCAAAGCAACAGAUAUGUGCUCGAUGUGGUGGUAAUCAUCAUAUGGAUCAAUGUACUGCUGCUCCUGAUUUGUUGAAAUGCUGCAAUUGUAAUGGUAAACAUUUGACAACGUCUAAUGACUGUUCUAAAUAUAUAGAAUAAGAAAAAAGACUGCUAAAUCUGGUUAAUCAAUAUGCAACGUCACACAAGGCAACAUCAUUAUCAGCUCUUAAUGAUCUUCAAGAAUUUCCAUCAUUACCAAGUAUCCAACAUCGUCAACACCAACAUUUAAACAGUGAUAUCUUGGAAGAAUUAGUAAAUAUUCUUACCAGUAAAAUGGAAAAGAUCAUCGAAGAUUCUACUAGUCGUUUAAUCAAAUCUCUGCAAGAACGAAUCAAGAAAAUUGAAAAGACCAUUGCAGCAGUAGAACGUAUUAUUAGUGAUGAUGAUAUGGAUACUAAUCCAUUAUCGGAUUCUAGUAGCGACGAUGAUAUUCAAGUAUUAAACAGCAAUAAGGUUAAACAACAACGUAAACCAUCAGCAGUUACUGGCGAAACUAAAAAAGCCAAGAACAACCCGUCGUCGACAUUAAUUUCAACAACAACACAGUCAACAGCUAUUACUAUUGAUAGUGCUAUUAAACCUCAACAUAAAUCAAAAACAACAUCCAAAGCAGUCAAGCGAAAUCGUUCUCCCAACAGUUCAUUAGAUUCCACUACAACUGAUAGCAAAGAAUUAAAAACAAAUAUUAAUGAAGAUUAG